CAAUCAGCUUGAACGAUUUAGAAACGUCGUCAGCUCUUUCGGCCAAUCGUUUUGUUUGAACAGAAGCAGUGGGAAGUUUUGUUUUUUGAGGGCUGUUAAAAGUAACGGCAGUGGCAUCCACAAAAAUGAUGGACGCAUUAUCAGUAGUCACACAGCUACGGGACUUGGCAUCAGAACCACAGAAUCGGGAGGCGAUUGUUCAGGACCAGGGAUGCCUCCCUGGAUUAGUGCUGUUUCUAGACCAUAAAGACUCCAAAGUGCUUUUUGCCACCCUUCAGACUUUGCGGUACCUGGCUGAAGCGCCCCAUAACAUCAACACCAUGAAAAAUGAGCUUGGCAUGAUGGUGAGCCUGGAGACACUGAUGGAGAGGACUGACAUGACGAUGGAUAUUACAGACCUUGCAAAAGAGGUGUAUGGAGUGUUGAGUGCUCAAACACAGAGACGGGCUUGUCAGACUCCAGAGCAACAGAAGAGGAACAACAAACCACAGUUCUUCAUCAACAGCUCAAACAAGAAAGCAAAAUCAGUGACCCUGCACAUACAAGGCUUGGAUGGGGCAGAUCAGAGAGGUGUCUGUGAAGAAGCCCUUUUGAGGGUCAAAGGUGUAAUCAGCUUCACAUUCCAGAUGGCACUGAAGAGAUGUACUGUACGCAUCCGUGCUGACCUGCCCACCGAGAGUUUGGCCACUGCUAUUGCUGCCACAAAAGGGCUUUCAGUUAAACAGGUGGUGAAAAAUGAAAAUGGAGAAGAGGUUCUCAUUCCACUCAGCACCUCUGACUCUAAGGUGGAAGAAAAUUCCCACCUGCCAGAUUACCUGCCCGAGGACGAGAGUCCAGAGAAAGAGCUCGACCGCGCAGUGUCUCGCACUGGUGCUAAACAAGAUGCCGGUGGCAGCUGGCUAAACACAGCAGCCAGUUUCCUCACUAAAACCUUCUACUGGUAAAGCUCGAGUUUCAAAGGCUUUUCCUGUCUGAGUUUGACCUCAACAUUUUUAAGAUUGGCUCAGGAGAGCAACUCGCACCACUGUCAGAGCUUAAAGCUCUAUGCAAGGUUGAGGAACUGAAAAUGUGCUUCUACAAGCAACAAAAGGUUUCGUUCAGUUUGAGCACAAUCUUCCACACAAAGCAUCAGCUUCCACCUGAUGUAUGAGAUCUCAGCCACAUCACAACUCAGUAUGGAUGGAAAACUGUAGAUGUUGAGUUCAUGUUGUACAUUUUAUAUGUUAAUGAAAACAUAUCUUUCCCCCCUCUUAGGGAUCAGAAUUUUUUUAUUUCUGCUGUCAAGUUUGUCUGUAUUUUCUGUCCACCUGAUUUCUUGUAAAUAUUUCCAUUUUGGUGUGUUAUGAGGGGGAAAGUAUCUGUCCCAAGUCUCAUCUAAUAUGGAAAGAAUUGAAAAACACAUUAAAUACAUGUUUGAUGCUGUUUUGUGUAAAAUAAAGGUUUGGAAGGAAAAGGUC
Pimephales promelas (fathead minnow) is the source of this 1457-nucleotide messenger RNA. It is a transcript of the gene armc1l, whose product is annotated as armadillo repeat containing 1, like. Gene Ontology annotation, molecular function: protein binding; metal ion binding. The record is from RefSeq and is a predicted model, not a curated record. Lineage: Eukaryota; Metazoa; Chordata; Actinopteri; Cypriniformes; Leuciscidae.